GCGUGUCAGCUCUGAUACUGAUGCUCAAGAACUCCUAGACCAACAGUUUUUCCAGAGGAUGACUGGGAAGAGGAACUUUCCUAGCAGAGCCACGGAGGUUCGAUAUGGAGGACGGGAUCUGAUCGUCGAGAGAGGACGAGGGUGCAGAGGGCGAUUACGUCGGCGGGUGUUUGAGUUGCAGAGACGCAGGUUGCAAGGAUCGCUUCCUGACGAGUUUGAUUGCAUCAUAUGGUUGUUGAGCAAAGGAAGAGCAGAAAAGUAAAGGUUAGAGAUGAAGGAAGAUGGAAAUGGCCAAGUGGGUAGACAAAGUUCAACUGCCAACAUUUCUUUAUUGAUGUUUUAGGAGUUAAUAGAUGCUCUUGAUAAUUUUGUUAUUGUUGAUAUGUUUUGGUAUAUGUUCUUUUGCCAGCUUCUUUAAUUUUUUACUGUAGCCUGCUCCGGAUACCAC
Molecule: messenger RNA, 448 nt
Organism: Linum tenue
Lineage: Eukaryota; Viridiplantae; Streptophyta; Magnoliopsida; Malpighiales; Linaceae
Source: the annotation of a GenBank genome assembly